Molecule: messenger RNA, 3343 nt
Organism: Colossoma macropomum (tambaqui)
Lineage: Eukaryota; Metazoa; Chordata; Actinopteri; Characiformes; Serrasalmidae
Product: NACHT, LRR and PYD domains-containing protein 12-like
Exons: 9
Coding region: 53-3343 (1096 amino acids)
Molecular function (GO): protein binding
Source: RefSeq, a predicted model, not a curated record
GCGCAGUGGCAGAAGGGGGGCCUUAAAGCUCACUCUGUAUGUCCUGAAGAACAUGAACCUGGCGGAUCUCGCUGACACAUUAGAAACCAAACUGACCCCUCCUUGUCAACAAAAGCUCAAAUUAAAACUGAAGGAUAAAUGUCAGAAUAUUAAUGAAGGGAUUUCAACUGAAGGAAACUCAGCACUUCUGAAUGAGAUCUACACAGAGCUAUACAUUACAGAAGGCAUGAGUGGUGAUGUCAACCAGGAGCAUGAGGUGAGACAGAUUGAAACAGCAUCCCGGAAAAUGGCAACAGAGGAGACACCCAUCAAAUGCAGUGAUAUCUUUAAACCUUUAUCAGAGCAGGAGAAGCCCAUCAGAAUAGUACUCACAAAAGGAGUUGCUGGAAUUGGAAAAACUGUCUCUGUACAUAAGUUUAUUUUGGAUUGGGCUGACGGAAAAGCAAAUCAGGAUGUCAUCUUCAUGUUUCCACUUCCUUUCAGAGAACUGAAUAUGCUGAAAAAUAAAAAACUCAGUCUCAUUAGUCUUCUUCAUUGCUUUUUCCCAGAAACACACAAAUUAAAUCCAAAGCACUAUAGACACUACAAAAUCAUGUUCAUAUUUGAUGGUCUGGAUGAGUGUCGGCUACCUCUAGAUUUUCAGAACAAUGAGAGCUUGGGGGAUGUAGAAGAGCCAUCCACAGUUGAUGAGUUGCUGACAAAUCUCAUCAAAGGGAAUCUAUUCCCCUCUUCUCUCAUCUGGAUAACAUCUCGACCAGCAGCAGCCAAUCAGAUCCCUCCUGAAUAUGCUGACAGGCUAACAGAAGUCCGAGGCUUUAGCGACCCACAGAAACAGGAGUACUUCAGGAAGAGAAUUAAUGAUCAGAGCCUGGCUAGCAAAAUUAUCACACAUGUCAGGUUAUCAAGAAGCCUCUACAUCAUGUGCCACAUACCUGUCUUCUGUUGGAUUGCAUCCACUGUUUUAGAGAGAAUGUUGGGUCAAGCGGAGAGCGAGGAGAUCCCCAAAACACUGACCCAAAUGUUCUCACACUUCCUCAUCUUUCAGAUCAAACACAACACCCAGAAGUACAGUGGAAAAAGUGAGAUUGAUCCUCAGCAGACUAAAGAAACUGUUCUUGCGCUAGGAAAAUUGGCUUUCCAACAGCUUGAAAAAGGGAACUUGAUCUUCUAUGAGGAAGACCUGCAAGAGUGUGGUAUUAGUAUCCGAGAAGCAACAGUGUACUCAGGGGUAUGCACCCAAAUCUUCAAAGAAGAAUUUGGUGUGCACCUGGGAAAGGUGUUUAGCUUUGUACAUCUAAGCAUUCAGGAGUUCCUUGCUGCUUUGUAUGCAUUUCUGUGCUUCAUCAGCAAAAACCAUUUGACCACCGAACUCUCUAAGCAAAACACUGAACUUUCUGAGCUUUUCAGCCAGUCAACAAUCACUGGCUUCCUCAACAGUGCAGUUAACAAGGCCUUAGGAAGUGAGAACGGGCACCUGGACCUUUUCCUCCGUUUUCUUCUGGGUCUGUCGCUGGAGUCCAAUCAGACUCUCUUACGAGGCGUACUGGCAAACACAGGCAGCAGCAGUCACAGCAAAAAAGAAACAAUCACAUACAUCAAGGACAAGAUCAAGGAGACUGCAUCUCCAGAGAAAUCCAUCAAUUUGUUUCACUGUUUGAAUGAACUAAAUGAUCAAUCUCUAGUGCAGGAUGUGCAAGAAUACCUUCACAGAGAUGGUAGCCAUCGCCUCCAUGAUGUCAGGCUCUCUCCUGCUCAGUGGUCAGCUCUGGUGUUUGUGUUGCUGAACUCAGUGGAAGAGCUAGAUGUGUUUGAUCUGAGCAAAUAUGACCCAUCAGAGGAAUGUUUUUUGAUGCUUCUGCCAGUAGUAAAAGCAUCUAGAAAAGUUGUACUAGCUGGCUGUAAUCUCACCACAAACUCCUAUGAAAAACUAGCAUCAGUUCUGCAAUCAACAAACACCCCAAUGAAAGAACUGCACAUAAGCAACAAUAACCUGCAUCAUUCAGGGGUGGAACUUCUCUCUGCCGGACUGAGGAGUGCACAUUGUAAACUGGAGACACUCAGACUAACUGGGUGUAGUCUUACUACAAACUCCUGUGAAGAACUAAAGUCAGCUCUACAAACAGCAGGCUCCCCACUGCUAGAACUGGACCUCAGUAACAACAGCCUGCAGGAUUCUGGAGUGGAGUUACUCUCUGCUGGACUGAAGUGUUCACACAGUAAACUAGAGAUACUCAGAUUAACAUGCUGUAAUCUUACUGCCAACUCCUGCGAAAAACUAGCAUCUGCUCUACAAUCUGCAAACCUACCCCUGAAAGAACUUGACCUCAGUAACAACAAUGUUCAGGAUUCAGGAGUGGAGCUGCUCUGUACUGCAUUGAAAAGUCCAAAUUGUAAACUAGAGAUACUGAGACUAAGUCUGUGUAACCUAAGGGACAAGUCUUGUGAAAAUUUGGGGUUAGUUUUACAAAUGGAAACCUCCCCCUUGAAAGAGCUGGAUCUCAGUAACAAUGAUCUGCAGGAUUCAGGAGUGGAGCUGCUUUCCAUUGGACUAAAGAAUUCACACUGUAAACUGAAGAUACUCAGAUUGUCUGGUUGUUUGGUUACCAAGGAAGGUUUUAUCACUCUGGCUUCAGCUUUAAGUGUAAACCCCUCAUACCUAAAAGAACUGGUUCUAUCCUACAAUCAUCCAGGAGAUGCAGGAGUAAAGCUACUCUCUGUUAAACUGGAGGAUUCACAGUACAAACUGGAAACACUUAGGGUGGAGCAUGCAGGACAGAGCAGGAUCAAACCAGCACUAAGAAAAUAUGCCUGUAAGCUCACACUGGACCCAAAUACAGCACAUAGACGUCUUUCUCUGUCUCAGGAGAACAGGAAGGUGACAUGUGUAAGACAUCGGGAGCCAUACCCUGAUCACCCAGAGAGAUUUGAUGAAUAUGAACAGGUGCUAUGUAGACAGAGUCUAAGUGGAUGCUGUUACUGGGAGGCUAAGUGGAGUGUGAGUGCUGUAAUAGCUGUGACAUAUAAAGGAAUCAGCAGGAAAGGCGGCAGUAAUGACCGGGUGUUUGGAAACAAUAAAACGUCUUGGAGUCUGGACUGCUCUAAUGUCAGUUACUCUGCCAGGCACAAUAUGAAGGGAACUGUCAUACCUGCCCCUUCCUCCAGCUCUAACAGAGUAGGAGUGUAUCUGGACUGGAUGGCCGGCACUCUGUCCUUCUACAGCGUCUCCACUGACACACACACUUUGACUCACUUACACACAUUCCACUCUACAUUCACUGAACCCCUCUAUGCAGGGUUUAGAGUGUGGGAUUCUGACUCAUCUAUAUGUAUUUGUGAAAUAUAA